Epinephelus lanceolatus (giant grouper) is the source of this 992-nucleotide messenger RNA. Lineage: Eukaryota; Metazoa; Chordata; Actinopteri; Perciformes; Serranidae. The record is from RefSeq and is a predicted model, not a curated record.
UAUCCAUGGUUACAUCUGCUUCCUUCUUCCGGUAGAGUGGCGAGGGCGUCCCAUCAUCUGUUUGGCUUCUCUUUCAUACACUUCCCCUUAAUCAAGAGUGCCCUCCACAGCUGCGAGUGUAUCUUGAUUUGGAGUGACACUCGGUAGUGAAGUGGUAGUGGGUAGGGAGUGGUUUGGGAUUGAGCCCAAGAGACAUGAGACGGCUUUAAAGAUGGCGGACCUCGAACGACUUCCGGUUCAAGUAAGGAGUUAGCUGUAUAAAAUGAAGGGACUUGGGACGUAUCCCUUGUCGUCAAUUGCAACUGCAGCAUGCACUGAAAGGAAAGAGAAAAAGAACGUGAUUAGGAAGGCAGCUGUCAACAUUUUUUAACAUUUUUCUCAUUUUGGCAGCCAUGGGAGCAUCGUCUUCUUAUCCCGGAACGGGGGAGCUCUUUGUGAGAAAAAAUAGAGCUAAGCUGAUCCAUGGUGUGAGCAACGUUGAACCAAUUUUGGAUGAGCUCCUCACCAAGGGAGUUAUUCAACAGGACAGUUAUGAUAAAAUCAGUGCUCUCCCAACCUCGGCGGAGAAGAUGAAGGAACUCCUCGAUGGUCAUCUGAAAACUGCUGGAGACAAAGAAAUCUUUUUCAGCAUCAUUGAGAGACUGGAGCCUCAUCUUCUCACCGAGGAGACGUUACCACUUGAUGCACAGCGUGGGAUUAAUGACCCAGAACCAGUCCAUAUGUCACACAAUGAUCCUCUUUUGAGUGUGGGGGCAACAGGAAGUGAUCUGUUCCCUGAGCAUGACUGGAUUAAACUUGAGCCUGAAGUGAACUGUGUGGAUGCAGACGAUGCUCCAAUUUACAGCCUGCAGUCUGAAGCAGGUGCCUUUGAAUGCAGUGUGUCUGGCUUGCGCUGGGUUUGUAAGGAAAAGGUCAGCUUCAAGUACCAGUUUUGCUCUUGGGAGGGGCACAAGGACAGAAUGAAAACCAAGCAGUACAUCAAUGAAGGUCCA